Molecule: messenger RNA, 5891 nt
Organism: Dinoponera quadriceps
Lineage: Eukaryota; Metazoa; Arthropoda; Insecta; Hymenoptera; Formicidae
Gene: Slip1
Product: PDZ domain-containing protein 4
Exons: 7
Coding region: 421-2877 (818 amino acids)
Molecular function (GO): protein binding
Source: RefSeq, a predicted model, not a curated record
CUCAUUUCAGUCGACGCUGAGCCGUCGCGCGCGCGCGUUGUUUCAAAUUUUUCCGCGCCUUCGAACUGUCGCGUCUUGUUCGCUCGCGCGUACGUGUCACGACGGUGUGCGCUCGCGGGAGAGAGGGUACGGCCGAGGAACUCGUGUGAGAAGAUCGCGAUACGACAUGGCAGAUUCUCGGGGUGAUGAUCCGGCACGCGUCGCGUGAGUGCAUUGCUCUCGAUCCGGCGGCCGAUCGGCGAACAAGUGAGACGGUAGUGUCGCGCGUCGUCCGCUCGUCGCUUCGGGUUCGUUUGUUGGAUUAUUGUUGAUUGUUCCGGCCUGAUCUACCGCGACCUUCGCUGCGCGUCAUCUCGUCGCACGGAUACCGGGGGGUCGUCGGACGUCGGAGCAGCUGCUGGAACACUCGUCGGAGCAGACAUGGACUUCGUAAUAUUGAAGGUGAACGGACAGGACGUUUCGAACUCUAGUCACGAAGAUGCUGUGCGCUGCUUCCAGUCGGCCCAGGAGCCAAUUAUCGUUGAAGUUCUUCGACGACAACCGGCGCAUCAACAGGUUCCUCACACGCCCUCAAAGGAGCACGAAAGGAUCGCGUGCCAGGAUAAGAGUGAGGGAACGACGAACGGGAGGGGUCCGAUAGACGAUAGAACGUGCAACGACGAUGCGAAAAAGGACACGGCGUCCCCCUUGGUGUCGACCGCGGUCCAAACAGACUGGGCCGGUCUCAUUGAGGAAGAGGAGCUACUUCCGGUUCCUCUCGUAGUCGAGGAACAGGCGAACGACAGCUUCGAGGACCUUCUCGCUCACGACAUCGACUUCGAGGAGGUGACGUUGCGGAAAAGCGGAAGUGCCGAGAAGCUCGGGCUGACGGUGUGUUAUAGCUCCGGUUCCGGCAGCGAGGACGCCGACACAGAAGUUUAUAUCUCGGAAAUAGUUCCUGAAAGUCUCGCGGCCCGGGACGGCCGGCUGCGAGAGGGAGAUCAAAUCUUGCGGGUCAACGGCAAGGAUGUCGCGAACAAGGAGCAAACCGAGAACUUGUUUGCGGAGACGAAAAAUGCAGUGACGAUCCUCGUCAGCCGAUGCCUGUAUCAAGACGAGGAGUACGAUGACAGGCGCAUCUAUCAUCAGGGCUCGCCGCCGCUCUCGCCUGAGAAUCUACCGGCGUAUCAGAACAGCAUGAUCGAGCAGCUGAUCCGUCAACAGCAGCAGCAAACAGAGGAGCGUACCAAAGAAAGCGAGGUAAACAACUCCACCUUGAAAGCGCCUCCUCCUAUACCUUCUCAUACUCAACAACAACAGCAGCAGCAGCAACAACAGCAGCAGCAGCAACAACAGCCGGUCAACAUUUUCUCCACGAACUCGUCGUCCACGUGCUCGUCGCAGAACUCGCAAAAGUCCAGCAAGAACGCGACCUCCCCGGCGCACCACACGGAGGAGCGCAAGCAAUGGAUGCAGGACGCCCUGAAGGACUGCUCGAAGAGGCUCGACGGGAUUACCUUGCGCGGACAACAGUCCGGGCCGCCGGUGAAGCUCGUCGAGGCGUACUCGAGCCACGUGUGGAGCGACACCGAGCACAUCUACGAGACGAUACCGGAGUCGGACAGCGAGCCGAUCUACUCGUCGCCGUACGAACACCACCAGCAUUGGACGACGCAGACAUCGACGACGACGAACCAUGCGGCGACGUUGCAGCACCCGCCGCCGAACCACCAGGCGACCGUCGGCAAUCAGAAGUGGCACUCCUCCUCGAAGAGCAACAGCUCCGGCGAGGAGAAGGACAGCUCGAGCGCGUACAACACCGGCGAGUCUUGCCACAGCAAUCCUCUCACCCUGGAGCUCCACCAAGGCGAGCGGGAUCACCACAAGAGCACGUUGGUGCUGUGCCCGCCGAAGGCGGCGGCGGCGGCGGCGCCGCCGCCGCCGCCGCAGCAGUCGACGCCGCAGCAGAAGCUCGGCUGCAACUGCCCCAUGCCGGUGACGCCGAGCGCGACUUCCGCCGGCAGGCAGUCGAAAAACCAGAGCGCGAGGAAGAGCUCGUCGUCGUCCCAUCAUCACCGGGAGCGCAACGAGCCGGCGAUGACGAACGCGAACACGCUGCCGGCCGACACGAUGUACACGAACGUGGCGAACCUGCAGCAGACGAUGAUGCUGCAGCAGCAGCUGUUCAAGCAGGCGCUGAACCGGCGGAACCUCACGACGAAGGAAGCCGGUGGCGGCACGCGGAAGUCCAAGUCCCACGGUAACUUCCAGGCGCCGAACCUGACGCAAUAUCAGUUCGUCGGCAGCCAGCAGGUGUGCACGUCCACCACGUGGAUACCGCCGGAGGACAAGGGCGAGGUGCAGAUGGAGUGGAAGGUGAAAAGGCGGGCGGACGGGACGAGGUACAUCGCCAGGCGGCCCGUGAGGAAUCGGAUCUUGCGCAACAGGGCGAUCAAGAUAUCCGAGGAGAGAGCCGGCCACACCACCGAGGACGAUACAAUGUCGGAGAUGAAGGUGAGCGCGGCUCGAUGGUCGCGGUACGACCGAAUCUCGACUGAACUUAAGGUAGGGCGGUACUGGAGCAAGGAGGAGCGUAAGCGGCAACUGGAGCGCGCGCGCGAGCGCAAGCAACGGCAGCAGGAGCUGUUGCUGCAGCAGCAGCAGCAGCAGAUGCAACAGACCAACGACGUGCCGAUAUGCGAACACACGGAGGACAAGGUAUCGAAAAAGCCGCUGAACAUCGUGGAACUCAGUCACAAGAAGAUGGCGCGCAAAAAGACGACCCUGGACGACUUCACCACCGUGCAAGAAAUGUUGGUUCACGGGAACAGGGUGGGAGCAGGUGGCCCUGGCACGGGGGGGAAAUUAAUGGGUCUACUGUCGGUUACCACAGUAUAAGCGGACUCGGUUGUACCUUUUAGUUGUCGAAGUUUCAAUCGCUCGUCCUUCAGCCGCCGCGUCCCGUCGUCGCGAGCAUCCGCGGAUUCGUGGACGUUGAAACGCGCAUGAAGACACGCGUCUCUCGCAGCGAGAGAGGAAGAGAGAGAAAGAUAUGGCUUUUGACGACGCGCGUGUGGGAGAGAUUCUGAAACUUUUACGCGAUCCGCGCAACACAUUGUGCGAGGCAUCCCGCUCACGGACCGGAUAACGAGCUGAAAGGUGUCUGAUAUUUGUUCGGACAAUCUCUGGCGAGACUGUUCGCUCGAGAUACGCAUGUAUACGCGCGUAUACGGAAAAAAUCGGUUCCUGCUACUGAAGAGGACCCGGAUGAAAAGUCGGUGGUGAAAGAAAUGGCGCGUUUGCCAAGAAGAGACACAGGCGACACUGUCAACUAAGGAUGUUGUGAUAUCAUGAAAAUAUCGAUACUAAUAUUAAAAUGGGUCAUCUAAUCGAGAAUAUCGAUAUCAUUAGUGAUACCAGUAUCAGAACAGAAAUAUUGGUAUUGGUAUCCGAACUUUGUCUCUUAUAAGCUGCUUUUCAACUCUCGAUUGAGGGACCUGCGACAAUCGACUGAGCAGAAACCCGCAGGAAUCUCUCUGUUCUUACAACCGAGUUUUCGUCUGAUCCUCAGAUAGCGGAAAAUUCAAUCGCACCAACCGGAACUUCUCCGUGUACACGUGGUAGAAGUGCAUGAUAUUUACUCGGCGGCCGCGAUGCAAAGCGGAAUCCUUGUGGCGUCGCGGUGUUGGCUCCUCGAUGAAGAUGGAAAAACUUGAUGUCGCAGUUUUCGAAAUACGCAUAUACGUAGACGAUCACGAUGACCACGAAAAGCGAGGUAGUCUCGCCUAGAGUGAUCUCCCUUUAAGAAUUUGGAUAUCUCUGACUUUUCUUUUAUCAAAAAUAGCGUCCGGUUUGUCACUAGAAUGUCUCUAUUUAUGAAGAGUGUCUACAAUAUAUUGAAUUCAUAUCAGGCACAUUUUUCGGAAUAUAUAUGUGACUUAUUUUAUUAUGAGAAAGCGGGAUAAGAUAGUGGCGCUAAGAGAAGGACUUGAUAAAAACGAAACGAAAUUUUAAUUGAUUGAUUAAAAUUCAUCAAUAAUCAGAGUCGGAGAUGGCCAGCCUCUUAUUUGACCCGGACUUGAAACAGAAUGUGGCAUUCGGCGGUCUUCGGACACUUGUGAUUCCACGACGAGAGAGAGAAGCGCGUCGGACUGCAAUAACACAAAAAACGUGGGAGCUUGCGUUAUCGCUGUUUUGUGUACACAUGCGUGGAGUUUAUAUGCAGCACGUUCGCCCUAACCGAUUCUGUAAAUAUAUAUCUCCGUCGUACACGAUAUGAUAUAAUGUAGAUUUUACACGCGCGUGCGAGCGCACGCACGCCCGCCUGCACACGGCGAGAGGAUUUCACACGUGCGGUGGAAUACCUUCACCGUUGUGCCACGUGCUGGUGAUAAUAGAGUCUGUAGAUAUGUAUGAUAAACUUAAGCACGACGUAUGUAACGUGGCACACGUGGAUAUUCUUUUCGCUUUUCGCGCCAUGAGAGAGAGACCCGCGGCGUAUCCCGGGGAUCACCACCUUGACCUGAUUAGUUAAGGUAGAAACAAUCUGGUUCUGUUUUCUAUCGCUGCACUGGCUGCAUUUCUUUCGUGAGAUUGAGUGGGGAAGAGAGGAAAAGAGAACUGGUACGAGCUAGUGCAGCCAAUGCAGCAACAGACAAUCCAAUGUUAUUCACAGCACCGGUGGUACUCUCUUGUUUGUCUCUUCCUUUCUUUCUCUCUCUCUCUCUCUCUCUCUCUCUCUUUGGUCCGCUCACGCGAAUAUCGCUGUCUACAGAUCGUAGGGCACAUACGCAGCGUUGUGAUUUUUACACAGUUUUUGUAAAAGUAUUUAGGGAACGGACAGAGCGUCGUUGUCGUGAGAGAUACACGAUAUUAAGGGAGGCGCGACACCCGUGUAAUGCGUGUAAUCUCGCUGUCAAUCACCACAUGUCGCAUGCAGAGUCCAUCCAGUAUGAAUCUGGACUUUGGCUCCGACUUUUGACAUAGAGCCAUGAGUACUAAUUUUUUCGUGAAUAUCAAGGAUAUACACGCGAUGCUGAAGAAUAUCUACAUUUUCACUAAAUUCCCGCCUUAUCGUCACCAACUUUCAAGGCGAAAAGUUCACGUGAGAAGUUUUAUAUUUUCACAGUUUGAAAAGUUCCAUGAUCGUCGAGAGUUCGCCUGGAACUUUUCACAUUUCCGUCCUAGGGAAAUAUUUAUAUGAUCGCUGCCCGGACACAUUUUUAUAAGGAUCAUACAUGUGAUUUAUAUUAUUAUGUAUUUUCACAAUACUAUUUGUAAAAACAGAUUUUCUAAUUUCUUAAAAAUUAAUUUCUCUAUUACAUAUUCAUUUCACUAUAACUUGGCAUUUCCUAUCAUAGAAUAAUAUUUAAUUACAAACGAAAUCCCUUCAUUCAACUAAUCCUUAGUUCCAUUAUUUUUGACCAAGUAAGGAACUAAAGCAAUCAGUAAAACGUCGGAUAUGUCCAGACUCUUACUUGAGGGAAUCUAGUCGCAUGCAUCAAAGUCGAUCGUCACUUCUCGUUCGGGCUCUUUCUUCCGCUCGCGCCUCCCGUCUCGCCCGAGAGAGAUAAUCAAACACUAGGAUUCUAUACUGCCGAUAACCGUGAACCCUAUAUAUUUUAAAGCACAUUGUGCAUUGCACGCGCAUUGAAGAAAGGCGAGAAAAUGUGAAUAAGGAGCGCGCGUCAGGCAUGAUCAAUUAUCGCGACUACUUCCUUGACGACAGAGCUCACUACGUAAGGUAAUGUGGUGCGACCACGAAGAAACGAUGUUAGAUACAAACUAUAACGUUGUAGAAAAAUACCGCCGUACCGAUGUAGAUUAAGCACGUAAAAGCCCACGUAUGCUGUCUUUUGUAUGUAGAAUGCGACGUAACGAUUCUAAAAAAAAGAGGAAAAAAAACCCGGAAG